This is a messenger RNA of Octopus sinensis (East Asian common octopus), 1431 nucleotides long. RefSeq names its product protein kintoun-like. Bases 1 to 1431 code for a protein of 476 amino acids. Gene Ontology annotation, cellular component: cytoplasm. The record is from RefSeq and is a predicted model, not a curated record. NCBI's taxonomy places the organism in Eukaryota, Metazoa, Mollusca, Cephalopoda, Octopoda, Octopodidae. The transcript has a single exon.
AUGGUAUUUAUGGAUGGUCUCUCUAAGGAUGAGUUGAACAGUAUCGCAAAAGCUUUAAAAAACGAAAAAUUUCGCAAUUUACUUGCCGAGUACGCAGAGGAACUCAAAGACCCCGAAAACCGGCGUCGGUACGAAGAGGAAAUAACCGAAUUGGAAAAACAGCGAGGACGAGACAUUCAGUUCAUACUCCCCGAACCAGGGUUCUGUCUUAAAGCUCGUUCCAAAGAUUCCGAUACAAUCUUCUAUAUCAACAUGUCUUCCAACAAAGACAUCCAAAAGCCAUCCUGUCGUAGAGAGCGGGCAAAUCAGUCCGGGGCUACGUGGUCGAUACCCCACUCCAUUUUCAAACCGAAAGAGGGAACGACUCCGAAUCUCAAACAAUGCACAAUUGUGGACGUCGUCUUUCACCCCGACACUAUUUCUCUCUCCAGGAACGCAGCCUUCAGUAAAAUGGCCAUUCAGGUGGCUAUUGAGAGCAUCAACAAGGCUUUUGAUCUCCGAAUCGACCCCCGAUCGGCCAAAUCACUUAAAAUUCUUUACAAGGGGACCCCCACUGCCUCCAUCAUAAACAAGGACGGCUCCAACCGUCCUGUUGACCCGCCAACACUCGAAGAAUUGCUUCCAAAUAAUCCUAAAUGUAUUCCGACGGAAAAUAACCAGCCGACUCGGCCAGAAUUCCAAAUCAAAUAUCGUUCGAAGGUCGAGUUGAGGGAUUAUGACCGACUCAGCACUCCCGCAGACCGUAGUAGGCCAAAUGAACUCCAAUUGACCGUUUUCCUUCCCAACGUGACCAGUGCGGGGGAUGUGGACUUGGAGAUAUUCGAGAGACAUGCAGUCCUCUCAGCUCCACCACCCCUUAAUUAUGACCUCCAUAUUCCUUUUAAACAGUCAGUUGACGAGGACAAGGGCAGGGCUGUGUUCGACAAGACACACAAAAAAUUGAUCGUCACCCUUCCAAUCGUCUACAAGGAUUUACCCCCUCAGCACCCUCCAAUUGUCUCUGAAAUACAACCAGAAGAGAACGAGCCAGUCUCUGACGUGCCUAUAGAAGAACCCCCUGUUUUAUUGGGAAAAGAAAUUGAUCAAAUUAGUCGGGAAAUGCCUAUUUUUGACAGUCGACUGGAGGAUGAUGGAUUGUACCUCAUAUUGAGGACACCAGGAGUGUCUCCAGACAAUCUGACCGUAGAAGUGAGUGAAGAGAAUAGACUGUGUGUACUCCUCACCUCCUUGGGUCAGGGAGGGUUCCCGCUUUAUUACAAACUCGCUCUCUCUGUUGAAGGGGCCACAUGCCUUUCUUACAGAACAGACAUUUCUCAAGAUAAUGUCCUCCUUGUAAUUUUGUAUACUGCGGGAGAACAAGUGCCGGUGAUCCACUAUGGUCCUUCAUUUGAGAAUCUCUCAUUGGUUAGUCCUCCUUCUAAUGGUGUGUAG